Messenger RNA from Aphanomyces invadans, 670 nucleotides. RefSeq lists its product as hypothetical. Lineage: Eukaryota; Oomycota; Saprolegniomycetes; Saprolegniales; Verrucalvaceae. The transcript has 2 exons. Bases 233 to 616 code for a protein of 127 amino acids. The record is from RefSeq and is a predicted model, not a curated record.
CCUUGAAGAUUCUGUCGUUGGUUCGGCGGGGACAUGGCCGAGGAGCUUCGACGCAGCAUGACCACAGGUGAGGAGCGAAUGCAAGUACCACUGGAAGAAUGGGACGGCGUUAUGGCGGCAUCGAAGUCCAAGGCGUACACGUCCACGGUAACGUCGACUGAUAACGACGGCAGUGCAUGGCUCUUUCGAAUCGCUAAUGUCGAUGAACCCGUAGUACCCGUUGACACCGUGCAUGCUCACGCCGUACAACACCCCUCAUUGCAAUCUGAAUUCCCUCAAGCAACGUCUGCAUCAAAGUCAGGUGAAUGGAGUGCCAUCGCCUUCUCAAACACAGGCGUCCGCCACUGAUCCAUCGCAUCCCCCUCCGUCGUCGUUGCCGUCGAAAUGGACCACACUGCCACCACCGAGUCCCCUCGUCCGUCUCGCGCUUCUCAGUGUCGCGACUUGCAUUGGCGCCCCUGUCGUAUUGGUGCUCGCGUUGUGCAGCCCUGUCCUCGUGGUGUUUUCGGUGGUCACGGCGCCUGCAUGGGUACCGCUUUCUGCCUUCCUCUGGUGGAACUCAUCUCCACGGUCGAACCCGCCUCGACCAUCAUCUCCUUCAUCCCCGUCGCAAUAAUUCGGUCAUCGUAGUUUAUUUAAUCAAUCUCCGUCAUCGUGUUCUCAUCCGCAA